AUGCCGAGGUCUGCCUUGUCAGUCAUUUCCUUUUGUCACCGGCUUGGCAAACAGGAGAGAAAACGGAGCUUCAUGGGGAACAGCAGCAACAGUUGGUCCCACACGCCGUUCCCCAAGCUGGAGCUGGGGCUGGGGUCCCGGCCCACGGCGCCCCGCGAGCCGCCCGCCUGCUCCAUCUGCCUGGAGAGGCCACGUGAGCCCAUCUCGCUGGACUGUGGCCACGACUUCUGCCCGCGGUGCUUCAGCACCCACCGCGUGCCUGGCUGCGGGCCGCCCUGCUGCCCCGAGUGCCGCAAGACCUGCAAGCGGAGGAAGGGCCUGCGGGGCCUGGGGGAGAGGAUGAGGCUCCUGCCGCAGAGGCCGCUGCCCGCCGCCGCGCUGCAGGAGACCUGCGCCGUGCGGGCCGAGCCGCUGCUGCUGGUGCGGAUCAACGCCUCGGGGGGUCUCAUCCUGCGGAUGGGCGCCAUCAACCGCUGCCUGAAGCACCCGCUGGCCAGGGACACCCCCGUCUGCCUCCUCGCCGUCUUGGGGGGGCCACACUCAGGGAAGACCUUCCUCCUCAACCACCUGCUCCAGGGCCUGCCCGGCCUGGCGUCCGGCGAGGGCGGCUGGCCGAGGGGCGGGGGCUCCGGGCAGGGGUUCCGGUGGGGAACCAACGGCCUCUCCAGGGGCAUCUGGAUGUGGAGCCACCCCUUCCUGCUUGGGAAGGAGGGGAGGAAGGUGGCCGUGUUCCUGGUGGACACAGGGGACGUCAUGAGCCCAGAGCUGAGCAGGGAAACGAGGACCCGGCUGUGCGCCCUCACCUCCAUGCUGAGCUCUUACCAGAUCCUCACAGCUUCCCAGGAGCUGAAGGACACAGACCUGGAGCACCUGGAGACGUUUGUCCACGUGGCCGAGGUGAUGGGCAGACACUAUGGCAUGGUGCCAAUCCAGCACCUGGACCUCUUAGUUCGUGACUCCUCCCACACCAGCAAGGCUUGGCAGGGUCACAUGGGCGACAUCAUCCAGAAAUCGUCCGGCAAGUACCCCAAGGUCCAGGGGCUGCUCCAAGGGAGGAGAGCCCGCUGCUACCUCCUGCCAGCUCCUGGGCGGCGGUGGGCGAGCCGAGGCCAUGGAAGCUCAGGCGACACAGAUGAUGAUGCUGGCCGCCUGCGCGCCUACGUGGCUGACGUGCUGAGUGCAGCCCCCCAGCACGCCAAGAGCCGCUGCCCGGGCUACUGGAGCGAGGGGCGCCCCGCGGCCCGGGGGGACCGACGCCUGCUCACAGGGCAGCAGCUGGCUCAGGAGGUCAAGAACCUCUCGGGCUGGAUGGGCAGGACGGGCCCCAGCUGCACCUCCCCGGAUGAGAUGGCCGCCCAGCUGCAUGACCUGCGGACAGUGGAAGCUGCCAAGAAGGAGUUUGAGGAGUAUGUGCGGCAGCAGGACGCAGCCACCAAGCGCAUUUUCUCUGCGCUUCGGGUACUGCCGGACACCAUGCGGAACCUCCUAUCGGCCCAGAAGGACACGCUGCUGGCCCGGCACGGGGCAACCUUGCUGUGCGCCGGGAGGGAGCAGACCUUAGAGGCCCUGGAGGCUGAGCUGCAGGCUGAGGCCAAGGCCUUCAUGGACUCCUACACCGUGCGCUUCUGUGGCCACCUGGCUGCUGUUGGCGGCGCAGUGGGCGCGGGGCUCAUGGGUCUGGCGGGGGGCGUGGUAGGCGCAGGCAUGGCCGCAGCGGCGCUGGCCGCAGAGGCUGGGAUGGUGGCUGCGGGAGCUGCGGUGGGGGCCACGGGGGCAGCCGUGGUCGGGGGAGGUGUGGGUGCCGGGCUGGCGGCCACAGUGGGCUGCAUGGAGAAGGAGGAAGACGAGAGGGUGCAGGAGGGGGACCGGGAGCCCCUGCUGCAGGAGGAGUGA
Molecule: messenger RNA, 1893 nt
Organism: Rangifer tarandus platyrhynchus (Svalbard reindeer)
Lineage: Eukaryota; Metazoa; Chordata; Mammalia; Artiodactyla; Cervidae
Source: the annotation of a GenBank genome assembly